This is a messenger RNA of Sarcophilus harrisii (Tasmanian devil), 1739 nucleotides long. It is a transcript of the gene GPN1, whose product is annotated as GPN-loop GTPase 1. Gene Ontology annotation, molecular function: GTPase activity. Bases 83 to 1240 code for a protein of 385 amino acids. The transcript has 14 exons. The record is from RefSeq and is a predicted model, not a curated record. Lineage: Eukaryota; Metazoa; Chordata; Mammalia; Dasyuromorphia; Dasyuridae.
UUCUCUUUCAGACCACGGCUCAGUUUCAUUGAAGUCAUUUCCGGCGUCGCUUUGCGCAGGCGUUGCCUUACUCUGUAGGGAGAUGGAUACCUCGGUGGGAGCUGAGACUCCGGAGGCAAAGGAAGGCCCCCGGCUCCGGCCCCAACUUCAACCCGGGCCUCAGUCUUCAGUGUGUCUCCUAGUGCUUGGGAUGGCGGGGUCCGGGAAGACGACCUUCGUACAGAGGCUCACGGGAUACCUUCACGGCCUGGGUUCGCCGCCCUACGUGAUCAACUUGGAUCCUGCGGUGCACGAGGUCCCCUUUCCAGCCAACAUUGAUAUUCGAGACACAGUGAAGUACAAGGAAGUCAUGAAACAAUAUGGACUUGGACCCAAUGGCGGCAUAGUGACCUCCCUUAAUCUCUUUGCUACCAGGUUUGAUCAGGUCAUGAAGUUUAUUGAGAAGUCCCAGAAUAUGUCUCAAUACGUUUUGAUUGAUACACCUGGACAGAUUGAGGUGUUCACUUGGUCAGCUUCUGGUACAAUUAUCACUGAAGCCUUGGCUUCCUCCUUUCCAACAAUUGUCAUUUAUGUAAUGGAUACAUCUAGAAGCACCAACCCUGUUACCUUCAUGUCCAACAUGUUGUAUGCAUGCAGUAUCCUGUAUAAAACCAAGUUGCCUUUCAUUGUGGUCAUGAACAAGACUGACAUCAUUGAUCACAGCUUUGCAGUGGAAUGGAUGCAGGAUUUUGAAACUUUCCAAGAUGCCUUAAAUCAAGAAACUACAUAUGUCAGUAAUCUGACUCGCUCUAUGAGUCUGGUGUUGGAUGAGUUUUAUAAUUCACUCAGAGUGGUAGGGGUGUCUGCUGUCCUGGGCACAGGCUUAGAAGAACUCUUUGUGCAAGUCUCUAGUGCCGUAGAAGAAUAUGAAAGGGAGUAUCGUCCUGAAUAUGAGCGUUUGAAGAAAACAUUGGCCCACACACAAAGCCAGCAGCAAAAAGAGCAACUGGAUCGGCUUCGAAAAGACAUGGGGCCUGUGGCCUUGGAUCCUGGGGCUGCCGCAGACAAUUCAGCUUCUGCAGUGACUCCUUCUGAUCUGAUUCUAACCCGAGGUACAGCAGAUGAGGAAGAAGAGGAUGAAGAUAGUGAUACAGAUGAUAUUGACCAUAAAGUUACAGAAGAAAGUCAUGAAGAACCAGCUUUCAAGAAUUUUAUGCAUGAAUCAGUUUCGUGGUACAAGAACAAAAGCAAUGAUAAAUAAAUUAAUAGGAGAGAUUAGUUAGGAAACUACUUGGGUUAUUUGAAAUCUUGAGUCCAGGAGAUCUGCAAGAGGAGACCUUUUGGCUUUGCAGUCAGUAUUCCUCAUUGUUGGGGAGACUUGGUGACCAGACAGACUCAGAAGAGAGAAGCUGGCAGCCUUGAGGUUUUUUUCUUUUUCUUUUAUUAUGUUAAACUCAAGUAUAUUUGCUGCUGGCAAAUAGAAAUUGACAGCUUACUCUUGGUUUUCUGCAUCCCUAUUGGAAGGCUGGUUUUGCAGCCAACACUUCUCCCUUUCUUUUUCUACACUCUUGACUGUAUGUGUCCCUUUCCCUGUGUGACAAGUGGUGCUGAGGGUGAAUCUUCACAAACCAGGAAUGUCAGUGGCUUCCCAUUCACCUUAUCAGUGUCUAGCAUUAUGUUAUUUAUAGGACCUCAAACCUGUUAAAAGAAAACAGGAAUGCUCUGUUAUGUUAGAAUUUGGAUAAAUAAUUUAUUUGACA